UAUCCCCACUUUCUGGCCUCCUACCAUGAGCCGCCAAUUCACCUACAAGUCGGGAGCUGCUGCCAAGGGGGGCUUCAGCGGCUGCUCAGCUGUGCUCUCAGGGGGCAGCUCAUCCUCCUACCAAGCAGGGGGCAAAGGGCUCAGUGGGGGCUUCAGCAGUCGGAGCCUUUACAGCCUGGGGGGUGCCCGGAGCAUCUCUUUCAAUGUGGCCAGUGGCACUGGGUGGGCAGGAGGCUAUGGAUUUGGCCGGGGCCGGGCCAGUGGCUUUGCCGGCAGCAUGUUUGGCAGUGUGGCCUUGGGGUCCGUGAGUCCGUCCGUGUGCCCACCCGGGGGUAUCCAUCAGGUCACCAUCAACAAGAGCCUCCUGGCACCCCUCAACGUGGAGCUGGACCCUGAAAUCCAGAAAGUGCGUGCCCAGGAGCGGGAGCAGAUCAAGGUGCUGAACAACAAGUUCGCCUCCUUCAUCGACAAGGUGCGGUUCCUGGAGCAGCAGAACCAGGUGCUGGAGACCAAGUGGGAGCUGCUGCAGCAGCUGGACCUGAACAACUGCAAGAACAACCUGGAGCCCAUUCUAGAGGGCUACAUCAGCAACCUGCGGAAACAGCUGGAGACGCUGUGCGGGGACAGGGUGAGGCUGGACUCAGAGCUGAGGAGCGUGCGCGAAGUGGUAGAGGACUACAAGAAGAGGUAUGAAGAAGAAAUAAACAAGCGCACAACUGCUGAGAAUGAAUUUGUGGUGCUUAAGAAGGACGUGGAUGCAGCCUACAUGAGCAAAGUGGAGCUGCAGGCCAAGGUGGACGCCCUGGACGGAGAAAUCAAGUUCUUCAAGUGCCUGUAUGAGGGGGAGAUCGCUCAGAUCCAGUCCCACAUCAGCGACACAUCCAUCAUCCUGUCCAUGGACAACAACAGGAACCUGGACCUGGACAGCAUCAUUGCUGAGGUCCGUGCCCAGUACGAGGAGAUCGCCCGGAAGAGCAAGGCUGAGGCCGAGGCCCUGUACCAGACCAAGUUCCAGGAGCUGCAGCUAGCAGCCGGCCAGCAUGGGGAUGACCUGAAACAUACCAAAAAUGAGAUCUCAGAGCUGACCCGUCUCAUCCAAAGGCUGCGCUCAGAGAUUGAGAGUGUGAAGAAGCAGUGUGCCAACCUGGAGACGGCCAUCGCUGACACCGAGCAGCGGGGGGACUGUGCCCUCAAGGACGCCAGAGCCAAGCUGGAUGAGCUGGAGGGCGCCCUGCAGCAAGCCAAGGAGGAGCUGGCACGGAUGCUGCGCGAGUACCAAGAGCUUUUGAGCGUGAAGCUGUCCCUGGAUAUUGAGAUUGCCACCUACCGCAAGCUGCUGGAGGGCGAGGAGUGCAGGAUGUCUGGAGAAUACACCAACUCCGUGAGCAUUUCGGUCAUCAACAGCUCCAUGGCCGGGACGGCAGGCGCCGGGGCUGGUUUUGGAUUCAGCAAUGCUGGCACCUAUGGCUACUGGCCCAGCUCUGUCAGCGGGGGCUACAGCAUGCUGCCUGGGGGCUGUGUCACUGGCAGUGGGAACUGCAGCCCCCGUGGGGAAGCCAGGACCAGGCUGGGGAGUGCAAGUGAAUUCAAGGACUCCCAGGGAAAGACCUUAGCUCUAAACUCACCCACCAAGAAAACCAUGAGAUAAAAGUGAAAGGCAGCCCAUUUCCCAGUAGUCUGCCUUGCCCUGGCAGACUGCUCCGGACUCCUCUAGGAAAUUCCUCUGUCUCAUUUGUCCUCAUCUCCUUCUUGCUUUGCUUUGCUGUGGAUCUCUCCUCCUUCUCCUUGACCUCUCUGCCUCAGUCUUUGUUAAUGUUGAAUCAGGAUUCGAGAGCUGGAGCCCAUCUUUCUGCCUCCAUCCAAAGAGGCAUUUUAACUCAGCCUCCCCUUCUGGAUGAAGACUUGGCCCUUUCUCUGCCUGCAUGUCCCUGUGCAGAGGAAGGCUGUCUCUCAAAGGUAACCCCAAUCUGCCUGUGCUGCUCUUUCAUACCCUGUCUCAGUAACUAUUUGGCCAUGUGCUCCCUGGGUACACAAGGUUUCGGAUCUACUGAUAGACCUGCAGGAACUCUCUCGUGUUAGAGCAAUAGUGGCUCAGGCAAAACGCCUGGUGGGAGGUUGUAUCUUGCAUAGCCAAUGCGUAUUACAUAGCCUGGAGUACCCCUCGAGGCUAAUUCUAUCAACCAAGGGAUUUGUGCUCUUCAUCUGUGGGUACUUCCUUGUUUAGGCCUCACCUCCCUGCUCCUGUGUCUUACCAAUAAACUUAUAAAGCC
Molecule: messenger RNA, 2270 nt
Organism: Cercocebus atys (sooty mangabey)
Lineage: Eukaryota; Metazoa; Chordata; Mammalia; Primates; Cercopithecidae
Gene: KRT73
Product: keratin 73, type II
Exons: 9
Coding region: 26-1648 (540 amino acids)
Biological process (GO): keratinization; intermediate filament organization
Cellular component (GO): keratin filament
Molecular function (GO): structural constituent of skin epidermis
Source: RefSeq, a predicted model, not a curated record